CACCCAAAAAAAAGUAUACAAAAAAAAAAUCGGCCACAAAAUUCAAUUCAAUUUUUUUUGUGGUGGUGUUUCUUUUGGCAAUGGAUUCUCUUUUGGACAAAGCUCUUGGUUUACUCGAGAAAGUUCUACGGGAAAAAAUUGAAUUUUAUGAAGGCGUGUGUGCAGUCGAAGAUUCGGUGGAUGAAAUUAUAAAGAAACUUCAGGCAUUCCGUCAAAUUGAAGGUCAACCAAAAUUUGAUUCCGAGGUAUAUGCGUUCGCCGUAGAUGCCUUUUGCUCAAUACAGGAUUUAGUUCGUGGCCUCCCAAUUUUUCCAAGUUUGAUCCCGAUAGAGUUACAUUUGUUCAAAACAAAUAUGAUGAGCGUGAUAAAGAAACUCAUUGGUGCUCCACUUUCUUCACCAAAUCUAGCCCCUAAGGCUGGGGACCUGAUUGUUCAGAUCGUGGAAGACAAGGCCGCACACACUGGUCCUUUUGUGGAAAAUUUAAGCAAUGAACCACAUGUCGAAGAUGACAUGAAAAGUGGGUCCAAUGUCCUGGGUACCAAUAAGUCACUCACGAUGGAGGAAAUUGUUGUUCAUCCGGUAGGUAUUUCCGAUGAUGCUUUUGUUAUUGUUACUGAUCCUGUUCCUACAAAUAAUGUUGAUGGAGAAGACCACCGAGACCAAAUUGUCCAGGCAAAAAUUUCAAUUCUCUUACCGCAGCAAGGGCGGCCGCCGUCUGCGGCGGUAGCGGCAUCCCAAACCCCACCCAUGACCGAUCGUCGUCAUGCACAGUGGAUGGGCACAAGUGGCCGGUCUUACGAGAAUAGCUUUGUGGGGGUAAAACGAGUUAAGAACUUCGUACAAAACUCCAAGUUCUUCACCCAGUCCGCGGACCCCAAUGAGGAGGCGGCGGCGGCGGCGGCGGAACUCCCACUGCACACUAACACCGCCAACAAGCCUACAGAGACAGCUAGUACUGUAGAGCCCGUUAGGUUUCGGAAUCCGUCUUGGCCGCCGGAAACUGCUCCAGACUCCGUGGACUGGAGGUUGGAGGGUGCUGUUACUCACGUCAAAAACCAACAAAACUGCGGUUCUGGUUGGGCGUUUGCGGCGAUAGCGGCAGCAGAAGGAAUAAUCAAGAUUUUAAGGGGUAGACUGGUGGCGUUAUCGGAACAACAACUGGUGGACUGCGACCGAAAAAAAAACCAGGGGUGUAAGGGCGGGAGCGUGGAGAAUGCGUUCAGAUACAUUAUGUUCGAGCCAGGGGGUGUGAUUAAUGAGACCGCGUACCCAUAUGCGGUCAACACAAGUGGGACUUGUCGUCGCAGGAAGCAGAUCAAGAAGGAGGACAACCAAACCCUCGUCGUCCCAAACGACGGGCUUAGAGGCGUGGCAUUUCUUGGAGGUGGUGUCGCCGAGGAACACCUCCGUUACGCUGUGGCCUGUCAGCCUGUCGCCGUCGAGUUCUCUUUACCUACCUGUGACGAUGAUCUCACGAGGUUCAUGUCGUACAAGGGAGGAGUUUUCAGUUUCUCUUCGACCAAUUGUAGCGGUUAUCGUGGCCACGCCUUCACCAUCGUGGGGUAUGGUAACGCCACCGACGACGACGGCGGGGUUGGUUAUUGGUUGGCCAAGAACUCAUUUGGAACCCACUCGGGCGAAGACGGUUAUAUGAGGAUCAAAAGAAACCCGGGCUCUGGCCGAGUGUUUGGCGGCCUCGGCAAAAACUAUACCGGCAUCCCGCCCCCACUCUUUCUCUUGCCCCAGCCUUAAUGUACUACUCCAUCUAUCCAACGCUCGUAUAUUUCUACCCUACAGAGUAUUCCCUCCCUCACAUAUCUUUACUCUCGUACCGUGCUAUUCCAACUUCACGCGAAUGCCUAUUUAUUUGUAUUUUUCAUGGCUUAUUUGAUAAAAAUGAAAUAUUUCUGACACU
Messenger RNA from Cuscuta campestris, 1917 nucleotides. Lineage: Eukaryota; Viridiplantae; Streptophyta; Magnoliopsida; Solanales; Convolvulaceae. The record is from the annotation of a GenBank genome assembly.